ACGCGCGCCGUGAGGACUGCUGUUGCUAUGAUGCAAUGGCCACUGCGCCGUGGGAAGCGAGCGAGGAGUUGAAUGAGUUUCCUCCACAGUUGAGGACACACAGCCGCCGACCGAGCCGACAGCCGCGGACACACCGAUAGAAGCCUUUCCGGACUCUGUGCAUGGAAACACGGAUCCAGUCACGUUUUGUGGCAUUGUCCUCAUCGCCUCAGCGGACCGCAUUGUACUGGACCACCAUGGCUGAGAGAACCUCCGCCGGGUUGCUCUCAAUGAUGCUGGAACCCACGCCGGCGGUCGCGAUGACCCUUCCGGCGGAGGUCCGGGAGAAGCUGGCGGAGCUGGAGCUGGAGCUGUCUGAAGGAGACAUCACUCAGAAGGGCUAUGAGAAAAAAAGAAGCAAGCUGCUGGCGCCCUACAUCCCACAGAUACAAGGUGUAGAUCCAUCUUUGCAAAUUGACAACAGGAUCCAGGCCUCCUCCCAAGUUGUUCUUCCAGUUUCCAAACACAACAAGUCCCGGGCCGGCAAUGCCCGUGAUGAGCGCUUCAGAUCUGAUCUGCACACAGAGGCCGUCCAAGCUGCUUUGGCAAAGUACAAAGAGAGGAAAAUGCCAAUGCCCUCGAAGAGACGAUCUGUGUUAGUUCAGUCUUCAGUCGAGGCGUGCACCCCACCUGACACCUCCUCAGCGUCAGAAGAUGAGGGCUCACUGCGACGGCAGGGACGCCUAGCCACAUCCACGCCCUAUCAGGGUCACAGCCACCCAGCAGUCGAGCACUGGUUCAACCGGGUCAUCCAGGGCUCGUCCACCUCCUCCUCAGCCUCAUCCACCUCAUCCCACCCAGGAGGCAGAUCUGUCACCAACAGCGCCGCUCACGCUGCCCUCAACGCCAACGCCACUGCGACCGCGCUAGCAGACCUCAUGGCACACACCCAGCUGGAUAACCACUCAGCACCCCCCGAUGUGACGGGGUUGUCCGAGCGCUCCUCGAUUCACCUGGAGCGGCACCAGGCGGGCUCGGUCCGAGGCGUUUCCCGCAGCUACAACCACCAUGCCAGCAUGAUGGAGACCGCAGAUGGCUGUGAGUGGGGAGGUGACGGAUCCCUGACUUUAAUCGAUGGUGUUCCUGUCAACAGUCGUGUCUCCAACAAAAUCCAGCAGCUGCUCAAUACAUUAAAGAGACCAAAGCGUCCACCAUUACGUGAAUUCUUUGUUGACGACUUCGAGGAGCUUUUAGAUGUCCAGCAGCCCGAUCCCAACCAGCCCAGGCCAGAGGGCCAGCAGAUGAGCCCCCUGGAGGGAGAGCCUCUCGGGGUGGUCACCAACUGGCCUCCUUCUCUGCCAGCAGCCCUGCAAAGGUGGGGCACCACUCAUCCAAAGAACCCCUGUCUGACAGCACUCGACAACGCCGGCAAGCCCGUCUACACACUCGCCUACGGUAAACUUUGGACCCGCAGUCAGAAACUGGCCUACACUUUGCUAAACAAGCUGAGCAGUAGAAAUGAGCCUUUGCUCAUGCCUGGAGACAGAGUUGCGCUCGUUUUCCCCAACAAUGACCCCGUGAUGUUCAUGGUGGCCUUCUACGGCUGCCUCCUGGCAGAGCUGGUACCUGUGCCUAUUGAAGUCCCGCUGACCAGAAAGGAUGCAGGCAGUCAGCAGAUUGGCUUUCUGUUGGGCAGCUGCGGGGUCACGCUGGCACUGACCACUGAUGCUUGUCAGAAAGGCCUGCCCAAAGCACAAACAGGGGAGGUUGUCACUUUCAAAGGCUGGCCACGGCUGCUUUGGUUCGUGACAGAUGGGAAGCAUGUUGUGAAGCCUCCGAAAGACUGGCACCCGCCAGUACGGGAAGCCAGCAAUGACAUUGCUUAUAUAGAAUAUAAAACAAGCAAAGAGGGAAGCACCAUGGGAAUAACCGUGUCCCAUUCAGCCAUGCUGGCUCACUGUCAGGCCCUCACACAGGCCUGCGGCUACACAGAAGGUGAAACUAUCACAAAUGUUCUGGACUUUAAACGCGAAGCAGGAUUAUGGCAUGGUGUCCUCACGAGCGUCAUGAAUCGGAUGCACGUGAUCAGCAUUCCCUACUCCUUGAUGAAAGUCAACCCUCUGUCCUGGAUACAGAAGGUUCACAUGUACAAAGCGCGGGUAGCGGUGGUGAAGUCGAGGGACAUGCACUGGUCUCUGCUGGCCCAGAGAGACCAGAGAGACAUCAGUCUGAGCUCACUACGGAUGCUGAUCGUGGCAGAUGGAGCUAACCCAUGGUCGAUAUCAUCCUGCGACGCCUUCCUCAAUGUGUUUCAGGCACGUGGGCUACGACCUGAGGUGAUCUGCCCAUGUGCCUGCUCCUCAGAAGCAAUGACUGUCGCCAUCCGGAGACCUCCAGAGAUGGGUGUUCCUCCUCCAGGCAAAGCAGUGCUGUCCAUGAGCGGACUGAGUCACGGUGUGAUCCGAGUGGACACAGAGGAGAAACUCUCUGUCCUCACAGUCCAGGAUGUGGGCCAGGUCAUGCCUGGAGCUGUCAUUUGCGUGGUGCGAGUGGAGGGAACACCUUUCCUCUGCCAGACAGACGAGGUUGGAGAGAUCUGCGUGAGCUCAGGCAGCUCUGGCUUAGCGUACUACGGUCUCCCAGGCAUGACCAAGAACAUCUUUGAGACUAUCCCGCUAAAACCAUCUGGAGUUUCCAUCAGUGACAGAACUUUCAUCAGAACCUCCCUGCUGGGCUUUGUGGGACCAGACAACCUUGUGUUUGUUGUUGGGAAGAUAGACGGCCUCAUGGUCGUCAGUGGGCGGAGACACAACGCAGAUGAUGUGGUUGCCACGGCGCUGGCUGUAGAGCCCAUGAAGUUUGUGUACAGGGGAAGGAUAGCAGUAUUUUCAGUGUCGGUCCUGCAUGAUGAGAGGAUCGUUGUGGUGGCCGAGCAGAGGCCAGACGCCUCAGAGGAGGACAGCUUCCAGUGGAUGAGUCGCGUCCUCCAGGCCAUUGACAGCAUCCACCAGGUUGGGGUGUACUGCCUCGCUCUCGUUCCUGCCAACAUUCUUCCGAAAGCUCCUUUGGGCRGCAUCCACAUAUCUGAGACUAAGCAGCGUUUCCUGGAGGGCGCCCUGCAUCCCUGCAACGUCCUCAUGUGUCCUCACACAUGUGUCACCAACCUGCCCAAACCAAGACAAAAGCAACCAGAGGUUGGUCCUGCCUCUAUGAUAGUGGGCAACCUGGUGGCAGGCAAGAGGAUAGCGCAAGCCUGUGGGAGAGACCUGGGGCAGCUCGAGGACAAUGACCAGGCACGUAAGUUCCUCUACAUCCAGGAUGUGCUGCAGUGGAGAGCUCAGGCCACUCCGGAUCAUCCUCUGUUCCUCGUUCUCAAUUCAAAGGGCACAGUGUCCAGCACAGCUUCCUGUCUGCAGCUGCACAAGCGAGCAGAGCGCGUGGCAGCAGCUCUGAUGGGACGCCUCAACACUGGGGACCAUGUAGCACUCGUCUACCCACCGGGAAUCGACCUGAUUGCAACCUUCUAUGGCUGCCUGUAUGCUGGGUGCGUCCCCGUCACAGUUAGGCCUCCUCACCCCCAGAACCUGGCCACCACUCUGCCGACUGUCAAGAUGAUUGUUGAGGUCAGUAAGUCGGUGUGUAUCCUGACAACUCAAGCAAUAAUGAAGCUACUGAAAUCCAAAGAGGCUACAGCAGCUGUGGACAUCAAGAGCUGGCCCACCGUAAUGGACACUGAUGACCUCCCUAGGAAGAAGUGUCCUCAGACAUACAAGCCCCCCACACCAGAGAUGCUGGCUUACCUGGACUUCAGUGUCUCAACAACUGGGAUCCUGGCAGGAGUCAAAAUGUCUCAUUCUGCCACCAGUGCCUUGUGUCGCUCCAUCAAGCUGCAGUGUGAGCUCUACCCUUCCCGGCAGAUCGCCAUCUGCCUGGACCCUUACUGCGGCCUGGGCUUGGCUCUCUGGUGCCUGUGCAGUGUUUACUCCGGCCACCAGUCGAUCCUCGUUCCUCCUCUUGAGCUGGAGAGUAAUGCUUCUCUGUGGCUUUCCGCUGUCAGCCAGUACAAAGUCCGCGUCACCUUCUGCUCAUAUUCAGUCAUGGAGAUGUGCACCAAGGGUCUGGGCUCACAGACAGAAGCUCUGCGGUUGCGAAAUGUGAAUCUGUCCUGUGUGCGGACGUGCAUGGUGGUGGCGGAGGAAAGGCCUCGGAUCACCCUCACUCAGUCCUUCUCAAAGAUCUUCAAGGACUUGGGGCUCUCACCGCGAGCUGUCAGCACCACCUUCGGCUGCAGAGUGAACAUAGCAAUCUGUUUGCAGCCCAACAGGUUAGGGAAACUGGCUGAGCAGGGAACAUCUGGACCAGAUCCCACCACCGUUUAUGUGGAUAUGCGAGCUCUGCGACAUGACAGGGUUCGCCUUGUGGAGAGAGGAUCCCCUCACAGUCUGCCCCUGAUGGAGUCUGGGAAGAUUCUGCCUGGAGUAAAAGUGGUCAUUGCCAACACAGAGACGAAAGGACCUUUAGGAGACUCACAUCUAGGAGAGAUCUGGGUGAGCAGUCCUCACAACGCCACRGGCUACUACACGGUUUAUGGGGAAGAGGCGCUGCAUGCUGACCACUUUAACACCAAGCUCAGCUUCGGAGACACCCAGACCAUCUGGGCAAGAACCGGUUAUCUGGGCUUCCUGCGACGCACCGACCUCACCGACGCCAGUGGAGAGCGCCACGAUGCGCUCUAUGUGGUGGGCUCUCUUGACGAGACUCUGGAGCUGAGGGGAAUGAGGUAUCACCCCAUCGACAUCGAGACCUCCGUCAUCCGUUCUCACAAGAGCAUAGCCGAAUGUGCGGUGUUCACAUGGACCAACCUCCUGGUGGUAGUGGUGGAGCUGGAGGGAUCCGAGCAGGAGGCCCUGGACCUGGUGGCCUUGGUGACAAACGUUGUCCUGGAGGAGCACUACCUCAUCGUGGGAGUAGUGGUUGUUGUUGACCCCGGUGUAAUCCCCAUCAACUCCAGAGGGGAGAAGCAGCGGAUGCAUCUCAGAGACGGUUUCCUAGCCGACCAGCUGGAUCCUAUUUAUGUGGCGUACAACAUGUGAGGGGCCCGUCUACCAGAGGGUUACCCCCUCCUGUGUUUUUUUUAUUUUUGCCCUACUCCUGGAGACAGCAGAACAUGAAUGCCUUGUGUGAAAAAGGCAUAGAGUGACUCUUGCUCUUCAACACAAGGCAUGAGACCAAAACAUGGAUACAAGACUUAGAAAAAAAAAAAAAAGAGAAUCCCAGAAGGUAUGAGACUGACACAAACCUCACUGUUUCCGACGUGAGGUCGGAAACAGACAAGGGAUUUUGUGCAUGCUGACAGCUUAGUUUGUCAGCAUAUUUUGGAGGGCAUUUUUAUUUUACUGCUGUGAGUUUUGGAUGUAUAUCAUAACUCUGGACUCGUCAAUCCCAGGUGCAGCACAGCAGAAUUAUAGUACGACACUACGGCGUGCCAAUAGAUGUAAUUUAUUUUGUUAGGUUCGGAAUGGAUGAAUGUUCAGCGUGUGCUCAUGCCAGCACACCAAAUGACAUUAAAACUACAUGUCCAGAAGUUUUUGUGUUACAGGUCCGACACUUUUCAUGGAAAACACAUCCUAGCAUUACAGCUCUUCUCUUAAUUUAUGUCCACAUCAUGAAUAUGUGUUGAUGAAGGAGCACAUGGUUUGGUAGGAUGGGUUAAUGGUGUUGGUUUGGCUUGCUGUUAUUACACGUUGUGAGUCAAACAGCAUGUGAUCUGUGCAUGAAGUUUUACACACUCCUCUAGGGCAUGCAUAGAAGAUGAAAGCAUAGGCAGAAUAUACAGCUUCCAUUACAUUAUGGUACACUAAAUACACAUUGGUUCAUUGCUAAAAUCACAAAUUAUCAUAAAAAAGCUUUUAAAAUGAUAAAAUAAAUAUGAUGAGGCUACUGCACUCUCUCAUAUUAUCUGAUGGAUAUAGCAGCAUAACUCAUUAGAAACUGCACUAAAAAUAAACCACUAGCAAACAUUUUGUUUUAAUAAGAAAAUAUCCUACAAAUUUAUUUUAAAAGUAGCUUUGUGAUACGGUAGAGGUGUGACAGGCAGAGGUUGUCACACCUCUACAAUUGUGACUUGAAUUUGUGGAUUUGCGAGAGUUGAGACUUCCCAGGAUUUCAACAGGUCGUUGAUGGAUUUACUUAUCAACAACCUGUGUCUUCACUUGGACUCAAGGCAUCUGACUUGAAAAUAUUAAUCAAUGGAAGUGAACCUGGUGUGCAAGGCAGCCUGCUAUGCAGGCCUGAUCUUCCCUUGAUAUUUUCUCCAUGGCUUGCUGCAACAUUCCAAGUGGUUUUAUAAUUAGAAAAUCUCUUGUAAAUUCAGGGCUGAGUACCUCAACACCUGCUGAUCUGCUGGGAUUUUCACACACUGCUGUCCCUCAGAAAAACAGUGGAAUAGAAAAUCAGUGUUGACAUCAGAGGUCAGAAGAGAAUAAUGUUUAGCUCACAUCGCAGAGCAACUCACAUCGGGUAAUAACGGGUGUUUGUGUCACAGGCCUUCAGAUAAUGUAGAGUGCAUUUGCUGAUUCCCUCUCAUCGUUUUCUACAUCCUGACAUGUAAAAUAGUAACUGAUUAGUUUUAACAUGUGAUACAUGUGAUGUGAAAGAUGUAGCUCUGAACGAUUUAAUUCCCAAAGUGCUGAUUAGUUUAAAUCUAAAGAUGGACAGGAGCAGGAUUGUGAUUGUGGAUUUCUGUUAGCUGCGAGCUAAAGGACACAAAUGAAGCCUUAAGUGUUUUUAAGAUGCCUGCUUAUAUUCCAGCUUAGUUUGUCAGCAGUGUGAUGGAGUGUGAAUAUGCAGAUUGAAGCUCGUGUUUAUGACAGGUGUUUUACGUUUUAGAUUAAUAUAGUUAUACUUGAUCCAAACAUCAGCCACCGCAAACAUUCUUAAACAUUUCUAUGAUUGAAAGUGGGUUUUAUAGAAGCUGAAUAAAAUAAUUUCCGGUAGGCAAAGGUGUUGUCUUACCCUAAUUUUCCUGUGCCGUAAGGUUAAAUGAGAGUUUGAGCUGCAAAUGCGCAAUAUAGAUUUACUGUCUAAUAUCCUCAUGUCACUCUGUUUGUUGCUCCUUUGAAUUUUAAAGUUUCUUCAGUGACAAACUCCAGCCUUGUAAGUAUGUACAGAUUUUGUGUAAAUUAUUUUUGAUGAGGCGGCAACAGGAAACUCCAAAUAAAGAUUAAUUCUGGUAUAUCUGUGAAUUUCUCACUCGUGUACAAAAACAGUUUCUCAUGUGGGAUGCCUUGUAAAGAUUUCUUCGGUGGGGAUGGAUACUUCCGAGAUGAGGUGAUCAAAACUCCAGCACAAAGAGAAGACAGUUGUACUCUGAAACUGCAGGAAUGUCGCAUAAGUCAGAGCAAAGUUUUGUGGUGAUGUACAGGAAGAUAAAAUUGUCUAAGAUGAUUGGUCAGUUGUCAUUAUUUUCAUAACAUGAUUUGAUAAUAAAAAUAAAACAAAAAGUACUUUUAACUUAAA
This is a messenger RNA of Poecilia reticulata (guppy), 7497 nucleotides long. RefSeq names its product DIP2 acetate--CoA ligase A. The record is from RefSeq and is a predicted model, not a curated record. Gene Ontology annotation, cellular component: cell surface. NCBI's taxonomy places the organism in Eukaryota, Metazoa, Chordata, Actinopteri, Cyprinodontiformes, Poeciliidae.